GCAGUGCCUCAGAAAUGAAUCGGAGGAGGAAGAUGGUGGUCAUCAAAUUUAAUAAAACUGUCUUAUGUUGUUUUUAAAUUCGUCCUGGAUCAUCUCUGCCACGUUAACCGCGACCAGAACCAGAAUGGAGGAAGAGUAGGGGGUCAAAGAAAUGGCGUAUUUCUUAGUCAACUAGCAAGCUAACCAGCUAGCUGACGUUAGCACCAGGCUAUCAUAGGCAUAGGCAUCAGUACUGUUGCUGCUUAUAUUAAAAUAUAGGAAAAUGUACUUUCUCUACACAAUCAUCGCGUCUUUAGUUGCCUUUUUCAUUUUGAAAUGGAUGAAAAAGAGGAGGUAUUGCAACGAUGUGAAAAGACUUAAUGGCAAAACAGUUCUUAUCACAGGUGGGAAUUCUGGCAUUGGCAAGGAGUCAGCCAUCGCCUUGGCAAGGAGAGGCGCCCGCGUCAUCGUGGCUUGCAGAGACCCUGACAAGGCUGAGAAGGCUGUGAGGGAGAUCAAGUUCAAGAGUCACAGCCUUAAUGUCCUUCACAUGGAGCUGGACCUCGCCAACCUGCGGUCUGUGAGGGAAUUCUGCAAGGACUUCCUCCAGAGAGAGAAGAGGCUUGACAUCCUGAUCAAUAAUGCAGGCAUGCCCGGCGUCCUCGCCUGGACGGACGACAACUUCAGCAUGUGUUUUGGCGUCAACCACUUGGGUCACUUCCUCCUAACCAAUCUGCUCCUGCCUCGCCUGAAGGAAUGUGCCCCCAGCCGUGUGGUCACCCUCACGUGCUCCAGCUACAAAUACCAGAAGCUGGACUUCCAGGACCUCAACUACAACCUGCUGCCCUUCUUCACCUAUUGCCGCAGCAAGCUGGCUAACAUCUACUUCAGUCAGGAAGUGGCCCGCGUCGCUGAAGGGAAAGGAGUGACCUCCUAUGCUGUGCACCCUGGUUUUGUCCAAAGCGGCUGGACGUGCCACUACUCCAUCCUGUUCCGCAUGCUGAUGCAGGUGAUCAUGUGGAUGUUUUUCGUGCCGUGCGAGAUCGGGGCUCAGACUGUCGUCUACUGUGCUGUGUCGGAUGAAGCUGCCAAACACAACGGGGGCUACUUCGUCGACUGCCGACCAGCUACUCUGCGUCCAUUCGCAAGAGACGCCGGUGUGGCAAAAAAACUCUGGGAGGCCAGUGAGAGACUGGUGAAACUGGCCUGAUGGUGGAAACUGGGUGAAGCUCAUCCUUAGAUUUGUUUAAGGUUGUGUACGUUUUUCAUUCAGAUGUAAAUAUUUUGUUUUAUGUGUUUGUCUAAUUUAAGAGGAAAUGUUUUGCACAAAUAAAAGACUUUACAAUGA
Anarrhichthys ocellatus (wolf-eel) is the source of this 1327-nucleotide messenger RNA. RefSeq names its product retinol dehydrogenase 14. The record is from RefSeq and is a predicted model, not a curated record. The coding region runs from base 263 to 1189 and encodes 308 amino acids. Lineage: Eukaryota; Metazoa; Chordata; Actinopteri; Perciformes; Anarhichadidae. The transcript has 4 exons.